This is a messenger RNA of Polychytrium aggregatum, 3619 nucleotides long. Its product is annotated as cytochrome P450. Bases 46 to 3579 code for a protein of 1177 amino acids. NCBI's taxonomy places the organism in Eukaryota, Fungi, Chytridiomycota, Chytridiomycetes, Polychytriales. The transcript is spliced from 17 exons. Gene Ontology annotation, molecular function: FMN binding; flavin adenine dinucleotide binding; monooxygenase activity. Gene Ontology annotation, cellular component: cytosol. The record is from RefSeq and is a predicted model, not a curated record.
CCCAUCUGUCUUGCGUUCAUCCGGCAGCCAGGCUUCUUCGCUACCAUGUCCGCCUCCCCUGUUUAUGUCGCCAUCAUCAACAACAACCUCCCGAGCCAGUCGAUCCUGAUCGACGUUGGCUCCGAGGGCGUUGCUCCUCCCACCUUCCCACACCAGGCCCAAGCUCAAGCCCAAACCCAAGGCGAAAAGCCCGCUUUGGGGUACUCUGGCGCACGCAUCUUCCACGAUCUCACCUCGCUCUUGCAGUGCAUCGAGACCGAGUUUGGCAUCGCAAACCCGCGCUUGACGCCCUAUCCCGUUGACCCGAGCCUGCUGCUCAAGUCUGCACUCGACAACCAAGCCGACCGGGUCUCUGAUCUCAAGGCCAGCAACCUCUGGUUUGCCAGCGGAUCUCCUGGUCGCCACCAGCUGCCCCUGCCUCCGGGCAAUGUGCUGGACCUGCUUCCGGCCCCCGCUUUGGCCAUGAUCGAUCUGAACCAUAAAUACGGCCACUUUUUUCCCGUUUCUCUGGGUCCUCGUCCUGCCGUCGUGGUUUCCGAUCCCUACUUGAUCGAGGAGAUCAUGAAACAGGAGGAUUGCUUUGGCAAGUUCACCAACGCCGGCCCCCUUCAUUAUCUCAAGCCAGUUACUGGCAACGGCUUGUUUACCGCCAAUGACGACGACCCGGUUUGGGGCAUGGCCCAUCGUAUCUUGCUCCCGGCGUUCUCUGUCAAAUCGCUGGGUUCCGCGGUUCCGCUUAUGAACCAGCAGACCAAGUUGCUGGUCGAAGCUUUCCGCACCCGUUUCCUUGAGAAGGACGAGACCUUUGAUAUCUCCGAGUGGAUGUCCAAAGUUACCUUGGACAUUGUCUCUCUCUUUGGCUUCUCGUACGAGCUCAACUCCAUCUCCAGCGCUGAGCAGCACCCCUUCGUUAAGCACAUGGUCUUCCUGUUUGAGUAUGCCAUGACCAAGAACAAACUCGGCCCGCUCUCGGGUAUCGCCGAUGGAAUCGACUGGUUCACCGGUGGCAACAAGGAACAGAAGGUUCAAGAGGCCGUCACCUUCAUCAUGUCAACCGUCAACGAGGUGAUCAAGGAACACCAGGCCGAUCCCGACAAGUACUCGGAUAUGUGCUCGCGCAUGCUCAAGACCGAGGACCCAGAAACCGGUCUCAAGCUAUCUGAGGAGAACAUUGCCUUCCAGAUCGUCACUUUUAUGAUUGCCGGUCAUGAAACCACAUCCAGUCUGCUGGCUUGGACUAUCUACAUGAUCGCCACCCAUCCCGAGGUUGAGCAAAAGCUCCGCUAUGAAAUCGAGACUGUGUUUGCCAAGGGCAAUGGCAACAUUGACGAGAAGUCUGUCGGCGAGCUCAAGUACACCCUUGCCGUUCUCAAGGAGACACUGCGCGUGUAUUCUUCUGCUCCUCUUUUCACCAAACAAUGCACUCGAGAUACAUUUGUCGGACCCUACCUCAUCAAGAAGGAUACCUCCAUUCUCUUCCACACCAUCAACACCCACCGCAAUCAGGCUGUCUGGGGCGCCAAUCCCGAGGUGUUCAACCCCGACAACUUCCUGCCCCAGAACGAGUCCAAGCGUCCUCAGUACUCGUACAUUGCCUUUGGAACUGGUCCUCGUGCCUGCAUUGGCUCUCAAUUCGCCCUGAUCGAAGCCAGAAUUGUGAUUGCCCAUCUCCUGCACAACUUCAAGUUCACGAUUUCCGAUGACGCCGAGCCUGUCCUUCAGGUCAAGCUGGCCCUUCUUACUCUGGAUCUGGAUACUGCCAAACCCGCCAGCUCCAACCGCAGCUUUGUUAUCCAAUCCGAGGCCGAUCGACUCGAUGUUGGCGAGGUCCUCGUGCUGUUCGGCACCAACAUGGGCACCAGCGAGGACGUCGCCCGCAACAUUGCCGACUCGGCCGUCAAGCUGGGCUUCAAGCCCACUGUCGCUUCUCUCGAUACCUAUGCCAACGAGAAGCUCUUUGGCUUCAAGUUUGUCAUCGUCGCGACCUCGACCUACAAUGGCAACCCACCCGACAAUGCCAAAAAGUUUGCCAAGUGGAUUUCUGCCCAGGGACAGAGUUCCCUCAAGGACACCAUCUUUGCCAUCUAUGGCGUUGGAAACAAGCAGUGGAAGACCUACCAGGACUUUCCUCGUUUUGUCGAGACCUCCCUCGUCAACCUUGGCGCCACUCCUCUCCUGGAGCGCGGUGCCGGCGAUGUGGAUGGCGACUUUGACACCGACACGCUCAAGUGGACCAGCCUCUUCUGGGCCAGCGUUGCCUACACCUUCAAGAUCUCUGGAUCAGAUGCCAGCAACGUCGUCGACCCCUCGCCCGCCUCCAACAGCAUCGAAGUCACCUGGGCUGGCAAAGCUACCGAUGCGUUCCUGCAGAACUUCCAAAACUCUGACAACAAUAUCAGCAGCCACUUGGGCCGCUUCCGAUACAUUGUCAAGAGCAAGACCCUGCUUACCAAACCCGGCGCCGUCAAGGAUGCUUGGUCGAUCGUGUUGGAGAUUCCCGCCUCCGAAACCAACAAGUACACUGCCGGUGACCACUUUGAGGUGUAUCCCCGCAACACCGAGGAGGAUAUCGUCAAGCUGUCCAACACCAACUCGAUUGCCAAGCGCGAGCUGCAGAUCUUUGACACUGAGAUCCCCCUUCGCUACGUUUUCAACGGCGUCGACAUUCGAACUGCCCCGACUCGCAACUUCCUCAAGUUCCUGUCGGGCUGCACCGAGUGUCCCCCCGAGAAGAACGCCCUCCUGCUGCUCGCCGGCACGGACGAGGCCUCGCUCCGAGCCUACACCGAGCAGAUUGCCAAGACCAAGGCCUCCAUCGCCGACGUGAUCGAGCGCUUCAAGAGCCUUCGCAUCCCUCUUGGCCAGUUCCUCGAGAAUGUUCCUCUCCAGAAGCCCAGACUGUACAGCAUCGCAUCGAGCAACCUCAUCACCCCAACCACGGUCGAGCUCUGCAUCGGCGUGCUGAACGAGGAGCACCACGACCUGAAGGGCCAGUCUGUGGUGUACAAGGGCCUGUCCUCCAACUUCCUCGCUGGACUCGAGGUCGGCGGCCCUCUCCUUGGCCACAUUCGUCCUCACGGCUCGGCGUUCAAGCUGCCCGAGGAUCCCAAGGCUCCCAUUGUCCUGGUCUGCGCCGGCACUGGCUUUGCCCCCAUGCGGUCCUUCCUCGAGGAGCGCAAGGGCCUCAAGCAGAAAGGCGUCGAGCUCGGCGAGGCCACCCUCAUCUUUGGCUGCCGCCAUCCCGACCAGGACGCCCUCUACUCGAGCGAGCUGCAGGCCCACCUCGAGUCGGGCGUGCUGACCCGCCUCGAGUACGCCUUCUCUCGCUUCGGCGGCCAGAAGGAGUACGUCCAGACGCUGAUCGUCAACAAGACCGAUCUGGCCGAGCAGCUCUGGACCGGCAUCAGCUCGCGCGGAGCCCAUAUCCUCCUCUGCGGCAGCACUGCUCUGGGCACGGCCGUCCGCGAGAGCUUCGUCAAGAUUGUCGAGCGCUUCGAUGGCCGCGGCAAGGAACGAGCCGAGCAGUACAUUGCUGCCCUGGCCGAGGCUGGCCGCUACGUCGUCGAUGUCUGGGGCUAAUCCGCACCGCAUCCAGCAAGCCAGUUUGCCCGACACGAGC